Hippocampus zosterae (dwarf seahorse) is the source of this 2266-nucleotide messenger RNA. RefSeq names its product Bardet-Biedl syndrome 1 (gene bbs1). Gene Ontology annotation, cellular component: BBSome; centrosome; axoneme. Gene Ontology annotation, biological process: protein localization to cilium; non-motile cilium assembly. Lineage: Eukaryota; Metazoa; Chordata; Actinopteri; Syngnathiformes; Syngnathidae. The transcript has 7 exons. Bases 255 to 2000 code for a protein of 581 amino acids. The record is from RefSeq and is a predicted model, not a curated record. Gene Ontology annotation, molecular function: patched binding; smoothened binding.
UAACAAAAGGACCGCGGCCGACUGGCCGAAGAAGCUUGAAGCGGAUUUAUGGAUUAGAAGAGCAGAAGCAGGAGGGAUAUUAGAGGCGCAACAGCGACGGUGUGUCUCUUGACCACUUUUUCUUGUUGUUUGGGUCCAAAAUACUCGACGACGUCGCCUUGUCAACCGCGAAAGCGCGGUAAACGGCACCGCUGGGGAGACGCUGCUGCACGGUUUCCUUGACGACGCAAAACACGGUGUGUGGCCAUCUAGUCAUGAGCGAGUGGAGCGGCGAGGAUGGCAAGUGGCUGGAUGCCCACUAUGACCCCGUGGCCGGCCUGCGCACUUUCACUUCCUGCAUGGCGCUGGCCGACUUGAGCGGCGACGGGGACGGUCGCCUGGUGGUGGCCGACCUAGGCGGCGGCGCUUCGGCGGCGUCCAUGAAGCUGAAGGUGUACGGUGGCACGGCUCUGAGCAGCGAGAGCAUCCUCCUGGACCUUCCGUGCGGCCUGGUGGCCUUCUUCAUGGACCUGCACGAGCCUCGCGUUCCUGCCGUGGCCGUGGCAUCCGGACCCUGCGUGUACGUCUACAAAAACCUCAGACCUUACUUCAAGUUCACGCUGCCCGGACUCGACGUCAACACACUGGAGCAGGAUGUAUGGCAGGAGGCCAGGGAGGGGCACAUCGACCCCCCCGCCAUCAAGGAGAUGUUAGAAAGCCUCCGGAAGAAGGCCGACAUCCCGUUAUCCGCGCGCUCGCUCCACUUCCUGUCACUGGAUGACGAGCACCUGGAAGACUUUGUCCAGCUGCACAAACAGCAGCCAAUCAAACGACAGACCGUCAUCACGUGCAUGGGCACACUGAAGAAAAGCACGGCGGACGAGGACGGCGUCAGCUGCCUGCUGAUUGGCACCGAGAGCGCCCAUCUGUACGUGCUCGACCCCGAGGCUUUCGUCAUCCUUGCAAAGGUGGCGCUGCCGGCCCCACCCACGAUGCUGGACGUGACGGGUCAGUUUGACGUGGAGUUCCGCAUCACUGCGGCAUGUCGGAACGGCAACAUCUACAUCCUGCGCAGGGACUUGGACAAACCCAAGUACUGCGUGGAGCUGUCGGCGCAUCCCGUGGGCUUGGUGAGGCUCGGCAAGAACAUGGUGGUGGGAACGACGGACCAGAACCUGCAGGGAUUCACGCAGAAGGGUAAGAAGCUGUGGAAGGUGGUCCUCCCGGCCCCCAUCUGCACCAUGGCCAGCAUGGACCUCCCCUCUCGAGGCUUCCAUGGGGUCUUCGUGGGCCUGGCCAACUGUGAGGUCCAUUUAUACAAGGACAAGAAUCUGCUGAGCACCAUCAAGACUCCGGACGCGGUGACCGCCAUUUGCUUUGGGCGCUACGGGCGUGAGGACGGGACCCUCAUCAUGACCCUGAAGGGCGGAGGUCUGAUGGUGAAAAUCCUCAAGAGGACAGUAGAGUUCCAAGACCGGGACAGUACUCCCGGACCCCCGGCGGCCCAGAGCAUCCGUCUCAACGUGCCCAAGAAGACCAAACUGUACGUGGACCAGACCCUGAGGGAGCGCGAGAACGGUACGGCCAUGCACCGAGCCUUCCAGAUGGACCUGAUCCGCCUGCGACUGGCGGCAGCCAAGGCUUACGCCAAGGCCCUGGAGUCCAGUCUGACUCCGGUGUCGUCCGGUUCCGGGCGAUCGCUCAAGAUGAACGCCGUGGUCCAGGGUCUGGGCCCGUCCUUCAAGCUCACUCUUAACAUUCAGAACACGGCAGCGUGUCGGCCCAUCCUCAAUCUGGCAGUCAGCUUCCUGUACGACCAAAGCUUGUACAGGAUGAGGAACCCGUUUCUGAAGAUCCCGCUGCUGGUGCCGGGACUGGUCUACCCGGUCCAGACCCUGGUGGAGUGCGCUAGUGACAAAGGCAUCUCUGACAUCAUCAAAGUUUUUGUCCUACAUGAAGAGCAGAGCACGCCGCUGCUCACCGCUCACAUUAACAUGCCCGUCAGCGAGGGAAUCAACUGAGACGCUCGACUUAGCUUAAUUUAAUUUAUCUUCGCUUUCCAGGCGGUCCUGUAAAAAAGUAGGGUCAAAAAUUGGCAAUGUUGAUAAAUGGCAUUUCCGGACGCCAACAAUAUUUCUUUCGACACUCCUCUUUGCCAAGAUAACGCAUCAGACUCUGUUUUUUUAGUGUAACCGAGCCAAGGCACAUAUUUUCUCUUCUCAUGGCACAUCGACAAAAAGUGGUACACAAAGUACAUACGUCUCCAAAAUGAUUGGUGACUUUUAUU